CGUCGCCGCUCGCUCCGGGCGCCUCCUGCUCUGCACUUACGCGCUCGGCAGCUGCGGGGAGCCCGGCAGCCACGCUCUCCGGCUCGCCGCCCGCCGAGCCACCACGGCCGAGGGCCGGCUGCGGGGCGCCGCGGUCCCCGGCGGGCGCGCCCGAGCAGCAGGCGGCGAUGCGGGCGCCGACCCCGGCUGGGGGGCGCCCAAGCUGCCGCGGCUGCUCCCCGGCUCCAGCAGGGACCGCGUAGCUCGCGGGAGGACCAUGGCGUCCCCGGCGCUGGCGGCGGCGCUGGCGGUGGCGGCAGCUGCGGGCCCCAAUGCGAGCGGCGCGGGCGAGAGGGGCAGCGGCGCCAACGCCUCGGGGGCUUCCUGGGGGCCGCCACGCGGCCAGUACUCGGCGGGUGCGGUGGCAGGGCUGGCGGCCGUGGUGGGCUUCCUCAUCGUCUUCACCGUGGUGGGCAACGUGCUGGUGGUGAUCGCCGUGCUGACCAGCCGGGCGCUGCGCGCGCCACAGAACCUCUUCCUGGUGUCGCUGGCCUCGGCCGACAUCCUGGUGGCCACGCUAGUCAUGCCCUUCUCGCUGGCCAACGAGCUAAUGGCCUACUGGUACUUCGGGCAGGUGUGGUGCGGCGUGUACCUGGCGCUCGAUGUGCUGUUUUGCACCUCGUCGAUCGUGCACCUGUGUGCCAUCAGCCUGGACCGCUACUGGUCGGUGACGCAGGCCGUCGAGUACAACCUGAAGCGCACGCCACGCCGCGUCAAGGCCACCAUCGUGGCCGUGUGGCUCAUCUCGGCCGUCAUCUCCUUCCCGCCGCUGGUCUCGCUCUACCGCCAGCCCGACGGCGCCGCCUACCCGCAGUGCGGCCUCAACGACGAGACCUGGUACAUCCUGUCCUCCUGCAUCGGCUCCUUCUUCGCGCCCUGCCUCAUCAUGGGCCUGGUCUACGCGCGCAUCUACCGCGUGGCCAAGCUGCGCACGCGCACGCUCAGCGAGAAGCGCGCCCCCGUGGGCCCCGACGGUGCGUCCCCGACCACCGAAAACGGGCUGGGCGCGGCGGCAGGCGCGGGUGAGAACGGGCACUGCGCGCCCCCGCGCGCCGACGUGGAGCCGGACGAGAGCAGCGAGGCGGCCGAGAGGCGGCGGCGCCGGGGCGCGCUGCGGAGGGGCAGGCGGCGGCGCGCGGGCGCCGAGGGGGGCGCGGGCGCGGGCGGCGCCGACGGGCAGGGGGCGGCUGAGUCGGGGGCGCUGACCGCCUCCAGGUCCCCGGGCCCCGGCGGCCGCCUGUCGCGCGCCAGCUCGCGCUCCGUCGAGUUCUUCCUGUCGCGCAGGCGCCGGGCGCGCAGCAGCGUGUGCCGCCGCAAGGUGGCCCAGGCGCGCGAGAAGCGCUUCACCUUCGUGCUGGCCGUGGUCAUGGGCGUGUUCGUGCUCUGCUGGUUCCCCUUCUUCUUCAGCUACAGCCUGUACGGUAUCUGCCGCGAGGCCUGCCAGGUGCCCGUCCCGCUCUUCAAGUUCUUCUUCUGGAUCGGCUACUGCAACAGCUCGCUGAACCCAGUCAUCUACACGGUCUUCAACCAGGACUUCCGGCGAUCCUUCAAGCACAUCCUCUUCCGACGGAGGAGAAGGGGCUUCAGGCAGUGACUCGCGCCCGUCUGGGGAUCCUGGACAGCUCCACGCUCAGGGCUGGGCAGAAAGGGCGGCCCAGACGGGAGCUUUCCCAGAGACCCGGGGAUGGAUUGGCCUCCAGGGCGCAGGGGAGGGUGCGGCAGGGCAGGAGCUUGGCAGAGAGAGAGCCGGGCUCCGGGGAGUGGGGAGGAGAGAGGGGGAGACCCCUUUGCCUUCCCGCCUCAGCAAGGGGCUGCUUCUGGGGCUCCCUGCCUGGAUCCAGCUGUGGGGGCCCUGCCGAGGUGUGGCUGUGAGGUCAGGGUUUUAGAGAGCAGUGUCAGAGGUAGCUUCCUAAAUGGGCGAGCAAGGAGCCCCCCGAAACACACUACCACUCCCCAUCCCCGUCUGACCAAGGGCUGACUUCUCCAGGACCUAGUCGGGGGGUGGCUGCCAGGGGGCAAGGAGAAAGCACCGACAAUCUUUGAUUACUGAAAGUAUUUAAAUGUUUGCCAAAAACAACAGCCAAACCACCAAACUAUUUUCUAAAUAAACCUUUGUAAUCUAA
Macaca mulatta (Rhesus monkey) is the source of this 2162-nucleotide messenger RNA. It is a transcript of the gene ADRA2C, whose product is annotated as adrenoceptor alpha 2C. The record is from RefSeq and is a predicted model, not a curated record. Gene Ontology annotation, biological process: platelet activation; regulation of smooth muscle contraction; G protein-coupled receptor signaling pathway. Gene Ontology annotation, cellular component: plasma membrane. Lineage: Eukaryota; Metazoa; Chordata; Mammalia; Primates; Cercopithecidae. Gene Ontology annotation, molecular function: alpha2-adrenergic receptor activity; epinephrine binding.